This is a messenger RNA of Phalaenopsis equestris, 1580 nucleotides long. Its product is annotated as CAAX prenyl protease 2. Gene Ontology annotation, biological process: CAAX-box protein processing. The transcript has 8 exons. The coding region runs from base 83 to 988 and encodes 301 amino acids. Gene Ontology annotation, cellular component: endoplasmic reticulum membrane. Gene Ontology annotation, molecular function: metalloendopeptidase activity. NCBI's taxonomy places the organism in Eukaryota, Viridiplantae, Streptophyta, Magnoliopsida, Asparagales, Orchidaceae. The record is from RefSeq and is a predicted model, not a curated record.
UGGGAGAACUGACGACUUCAUCGCUCUAUGGUUCCUCGGGUUCGACACACUACCGGCAUUAUCCGCCAAAAGGCCCCUUUUAAUGGCGGCCGCAGCGCCCGAUGAGCUGCGGAUCACUGCCAGUUUCCAAGAGAUGCCCGUCGUAGGAGUCGGUGUAUCGCCGCCGGUUGCGGUGGCGGCUUGUAUGGUCAUGGCGCUCGGCUAUGUCCUGGUUCUCUACGUUCCAACGGCGGUCCUCCGUCUCUCUCCACCGGCGUCACUUGAAUCCUUCUUAAUCCGGAGGUUCAUCUGCGCCCUAGUCUUCUCCGCCAUUUCUGCUCUAGCUUCGGCUGCCCUCCUCGGGGUCGGGAGAGACAUGGACAUCUCUGUUAUGCUGAGCUUUUUCGGCAUUAGAAAAGACCACAUGUGGCAAGCCGUGGUGUUUCCUCUUUUGCUGGCUUCUCUAUUGUACGCUGGUUCUUUGGCGUCGAAGUUGCUGUUGGUUGUCUAUGCUCGAAGAGAACGUGAGGGUAAUUCUUGGCGAAAACCGGGUUUGUGCAAGAUUUUUUCAGUUGUUGUUCGAAGCUUGUUAGAAAAUGCAUUGGCCUCCGCUCACAAUGUGGUGGCUUGGCGUAAUUAUGUGGUGGCUCCAUUUACUGAGGAGUUGGUGUUCAGGGCGUGCAUGAUACCAUUGCUUCUUUGUAGUGGAUUUCGGAUUCAGACCAUCAUAUUUAUAGGUCCAGUUUCCUUUAGUUUAGCACACUUAAACCAUUUUAUGGAGCUUUAUUAUCCGAAGAGACGCAACUUUUUAAAAGCUUGCUCAAUCGUAGGUAUACAACUUGGAUAUACUGUGGUAUUUGGAUGGUAUGCAUCUUUUCUAUUUCUUCGAACAGGUAAUCUAAUAUCUGCGGUUGUUGCUCAUAUAGUUUGUAACGUGAUGGGCUUGCCAAUAGUGUUGUCUCCUAGGACCAGAGGGAUGUAUCUAAAGGUUGGUGUGCUUUGGCUGUAGCUGGGACGAGGUGGUGACCUUCUUACAAGGGUUGAGUUGUGCUCUGGUUAGAGCUUGUUCCCAAGAGAGUAUUUAUACCCGACCUUUUCUUCCCCGCACCCCUCGCUUCACUACAACUCCCCAUUCCUUGCUACAGUCGCUUUCUUUCCUGCAUUUCUCCUUUUUCCAGCCAUCUCCCUUCCACAAACCCUGUUGUCCUCCUUCUGAAUUAGCCCCAAACCCUCCUUGUUGAUUUCGACAGUCCACAGCCUUCUAGCCGCCCCAUAUCCGUUGUCAUCUUCGUUCCAACCGUCCACCCUCAACGCCCUUGCUGUCUCAGCCCUCUGCCGUCGCUACCGCAGCCCGCCACACCUCCCCUUGCUAUUUUCCUGCUGUCCAACCUGCCCCAAACAACAAACUGUCACUGUUUGGACUGCCAUCCCUUGCUGCCAUGUUGUUCCAGCCAACCAUAAUCACUGUCGCUCCUCAUCCACAGCCCGAAAACCUCUUCCCUACCUUGCAGCCACUUCGCCAAGCCCCCUAAUUGCACCACCAUCAGCCGGGAUCCGCACUAACUUGAGUUUGUGUGCCUAUGUGCUUGUGUUUAACUGUA